AUGGCCAGGAUCAGCAUCCCCAUCGAAGCCCUGACUUCCCGCCUCAACCUCACGGAUCGCUUUAACAGCGUUCGAUCGCAGUCCAUCGCCUCCCGCUUUGCAAACAUCCGCCCCAUUUCCGAGUUUCUCGACUUGAAAAGAUUGUCAAAACCGAACAACUUUGGAGAGGUGCAAGCAAGAGUCAACUACAACCUGAGCUAUUUCUCCAGCAACUAUGCCGUGGUCUUUGUCAUGCUGAGCAUCUACAGCCUGCUCACCAACCUGUGGCUUCUUUUUGACAUCAUCCUGGUCGUCGGUGGCAUGUGGGCCAUUGGCAAGUUGGGCGGAGGUGAUCUCGAGCUUGGUACCUUCCGAGCUACAACCUCCCAGCUCUACACCGGCCUGGCCUGUAUUGCUGUCCCCGUUGCCUUCAUUUCUUCUCCCAUUGCAACUUUCUUGUGGCUGAUUGGGGCUACUGGUGUGACCAUCCUGGGUCAUGCCUCACUCAUGGAUAGACCAAUCGAGAAUGCUUUUUCCGAGGAGGCGGUCUAG
This is a messenger RNA of Cladophialophora bantiana CBS 173.52, 531 nucleotides long. RefSeq lists its product as uncharacterized. Lineage: Eukaryota; Fungi; Ascomycota; Eurotiomycetes; Chaetothyriales; Herpotrichiellaceae. Gene Ontology annotation, cellular component: Golgi apparatus. The record is from RefSeq and is a predicted model, not a curated record. The coding region runs from base 1 to 531 and encodes 176 amino acids. The transcript has a single exon.